GCAGAGAAAGCCGUUGGUCGUGCGGCAGUUUUGAGUUCCUCUGCGAUCCUCCCCAUCAUCAACCUCCAUCGAGAGCCAACUUCUCUGCCGUCCGAUCCAGCGAUUAAACCACAGCGAUGGUCAGUCCGUUCAUCCCUCUAGAAUCCAACCCGGACGUACUCAACCGUCUCGCGAGCUCACUCGGCCUCGCGAGCCCAGUCUCGUUCCACGACGUCUAUUCGCUCGACGACGAGUCGCUUCUCUCGUUCAUCCCGCGCCCCGCGCUCGCGCUCUUGCUCGUCUUCCCGAUCUCGGCCGCGUAUGAGGCGUAUAAAGACAGCGAGGAUGCCGCGAGACCGGUAUAUGAACCCUCCCCGGACGAUGGGGUGAUUUGGUUGAAGCAAACAAUAGGAAACGCAUGCGGCACCUACGCCGUCCUGCACGCGCUCUUAAACGCCCCUUCUCUCACAUUCACGCCCUCCUCCCUCCUCGCGACCUACAAACACGACCUCCCCCCGCUCUCCCUACCCGCGCGGACAGCCUACAUCGAGUCCUCGACCGCUCUCCGCACACAGCACGCCGCCGUAGCGUCCGACGGCGAGACCGCGGCCCCGGCCGCAGAAGACGACACGAAUCUGCAUUUCGUGGCAUUUGUCAAGACGCAGGAUGGCGUGCUUUACGAGCUUGAUGGGAGACGCAAGGGGCCGAUUGAGCGCGCGAGGUUGGCGGAGGACGAGGACGUGUUGUCGGAGAAGGCGACGGGGUUUGUGAAGCUGUUUAUGGAGAGAGAGGCGAGUGCUGCGAAGGAGGAGGAGGGGUCGGGGUCGUAUUUGCAGUUUUCGUUGGUUGCGUUGGCGCCUAGCUUUGAUUGAUGUCUUGAUUCCUGCUACUUGCUACUUGAGAAGAAAAAUCUGAAUUAUAUAUA
Myxozyma melibiosi is the source of this 904-nucleotide messenger RNA. RefSeq names its product ubiquitin carboxyl-terminal hydrolase. Gene Ontology annotation, biological process: protein deubiquitination; ubiquitin-dependent protein catabolic process. The transcript is spliced from 2 exons. Gene Ontology annotation, molecular function: cysteine-type deubiquitinase activity. Gene Ontology annotation, cellular component: cytoplasm. The record is from RefSeq and is a predicted model, not a curated record. NCBI's taxonomy places the organism in Eukaryota, Fungi, Ascomycota, Lipomycetes, Lipomycetales, Lipomycetaceae. The coding region runs from base 117 to 851 and encodes 244 amino acids.